ACAUCAUAACCAAAUCAAAGUCGUAUUUACUUUACUCUUUUUUACCCACGAGGGAUUCCUUGUAUAUUUCAAUAAAAAAAAAUUUUUUUUCAGUAAAUGUAAAUAGCAGAAUUGUGGCUAGGGAAGUAUAUUAUCGACCUACCUAACUUUAUUGUAGAAAUUUUCGGGAUAAAUGAUUGGACCAUGCAAACUAGAAAUACCUUUUCUUGGAUAAGGGAAGAGAUUACUCGCUCCAUAUCUGUCUCACUCAUGAUAUAUAUAAUAACUUGGGCAUCCAUUUCAAGUGCAUAUCCAAUUUUUGCCCAGCAGAAUUAUGAAAAUCCACGAGAGGCAACUGGGCGUAUUGUAUGUGCCAAUUGCCAUUUAGCUAGUAAGCCCGUGGAUAUUGAGGUUCCACAAGCGGUACUUCCUGAUACUGUAUUUGAAGCAGUUGUUAAAAUUCCUUAUGAUAUGCAGCUAAAACAAGUUCUAGCUAAUGGUAAAAAAGGAGCUUUGAAUGUGGGAGCUGUUCUUAUUUUACCUGAGGGGUUUGAAUUAGCCCCCCCCGAUCGUAUUUCACCCGAGAUCAAAGAAAAGAUAGGAAAUCUGUCUUUUCAGAAUUAUCGCCCCAAUAAAAAAAAUAUUCUUGUGAUAGGUCCUGUUCCUGGUCAAAAAUAUAGUGAAAUAACCUUUCCUAUUCUUGCCCCAGACCCUGCUACUAAUAAAGAUGUUCACUUCUUAAAAUAUCCUAUAUACGUAGGUGGAAAUAGGGGAAGGGGUCAGAUUUAUCCUGAUGGUAGCAAAAGUAACAAUACAGUUUAUAAUGCUACGGCAGGAGGGAUAAUAAGCAAAAUUUUACGAAAAGAAAAAGGUGGAUACGAAAUAACCGUAGUGGAUGCAUCGAAUGAACGCCAAGUAAUUGAUAUUAUCCCUCGAGGCCUAGAACUUCUUGUUUCAGAGGGCGAAUCCAUUAAACUCGAUCAACCAUUAACGAGCAAUCCUAAUGUGGGUGGAUUUGGUCAGGGGGAUGCGGAAAUAGUACUUCAAGAUCCAUUACGUGUCCAAGGCCUUUUGUUCUUCUUAGGAUCGGUUGUUUUGGCACAAAUCUUUUUGGUUCUUAAAAAGAAACAGUUUGAGAAGGUUCAAUUAUCCGAAAUGAAUUUUUAG
Messenger RNA from Lycium ferocissimum, 1146 nucleotides. RefSeq names its product cytochrome f. Gene Ontology annotation, molecular function: iron ion binding; electron transfer activity; heme binding. Lineage: Eukaryota; Viridiplantae; Streptophyta; Magnoliopsida; Solanales; Solanaceae. The record is from RefSeq and is a predicted model, not a curated record. Gene Ontology annotation, biological process: photosynthesis. The coding region runs from base 184 to 1146 and encodes 320 amino acids. Gene Ontology annotation, cellular component: chloroplast; thylakoid membrane. The transcript has a single exon.